Messenger RNA from Callorhinchus milii (elephant shark), 2981 nucleotides. It is a transcript of the gene nipal3, whose product is annotated as NIPA like domain containing 3. The transcript has 11 exons. Gene Ontology annotation, cellular component: membrane. Gene Ontology annotation, biological process: magnesium ion transport. The record is from RefSeq and is a predicted model, not a curated record. NCBI's taxonomy places the organism in Eukaryota, Metazoa, Chordata, Chondrichthyes, Chimaeriformes, Callorhinchidae. Gene Ontology annotation, molecular function: magnesium ion transmembrane transporter activity. Bases 20 to 1186 code for a protein of 388 amino acids.
GAAGUUGAAGCGGGGAGCGAUGGCGGGCGACAGCGGCGCUCAGUCCCUCACAAACCCCACCGAGUCCUACAGGGAGAACCUGAUCGGAACACUGCUGGCGAUCUUCGGGAAUCUCGUCAUCAGCGUCUCUCUGAAUGUGCAGAAAUACAGUCACGUGAAGUUAUCCAGUGCCAAAGAUCCGCGAUCGUACUUUAAGACCAAGACCUGGUGGCUGGGGCUGGCGCUGAUGCUGGUUGGUGAACUGGGUAUCUUCACGUCGUACGCCUUCGCUCCCCUCUCGCUGGUCACUCCGCUCAGCGCUGUGUCGAUCGUAGCCAGUUCAAUAAUAGGAAUUAUAUUCCUCCGAGACAAAUGGAAACCCAAAGAAUUUCUAAAACGCUAUGUGCUCUCACUUCUGGGCUGCGGAUUGACGGUGACCGGGAUCUACCUACUGGUCACGUUUGGACCAAAUGCUCACGAGAAGUUGACGGGCAGUAACCUGGUGCAGCACCUACUGUCGUGGCCGUUCCUCCUGUACUUGCUCCUGGCGAUCAUCUUGUUUUGCCUUCUCUUGUAUUACUACAAAAGGCGGAAGAUGCGGUAUAUAAUUAUCAUUCUGCUACUCGUGGCCCUGCUGGGCUCAGUCACGGUUGUCACGGUGAAGGGGGUGUCUGGGAUGAUCGUGUUGUCUAUUGAGGGGAACCUGCAGCUCUCAUACCCCAUUUUCUACGUGAUGUUCGUGUCCAUGGUAUCAACGGCAGCCUUUCAAGCCAUGUUGUUGGCUGAAGCCUCCCAGUUUCACGACUCGUCUCAAAUCGCCAGCAUCAGCUACAUUGUCUCCACGAUUGUUGCUAUCGCAGUUGGGGCGAUCUUUUACAUGGAGUUCAAAGGGGAGAACGCUCUUCACAUUAGCAUGUUUAUUUUGGGGUGCUGUGCUGCCUUUGUCGGUGUUGCCCUUAUCACUCGAAACAAUAAAAAGAAGGCAUUUGAACCUUACGUAGCGAUCGACGCGAUCCCAGGACUGCAGAGGAUGUUCGACCAGAAGAGAGCAGUGCAGCCUGACAGCGACUGCACCUUCUCCUACGGCACUUUGGUCAACAGCAAGAGUGUGGUCGACACUGAGAACCCGGCCAGGCUGAGCAAAGCCCAGGAGCAGCACAACUCCAUGGUUUCACCAUAUCGGGUCAUUGAGUUAAAAAAGGACUGAGCACCGCAUGUUGUAGGCUCGUUGGUCUGUAGACCUGGGUGGGUGGGUAGGGAGAGAGGAGCCAUGACAUGUUUUCAGGGAGACACCACUAGGGGUAACAGGCAAUGCAAAGGUUACAGGAGCCCCAAUCUGCUCAGGCUCUUUCCCCCCCCCCCCCUUCCCCCACUCAAAGAAUAUUCACACCCACUGCCAGUGGUGGCUGUGCCUUGCUGGACCCCGGAGGAAACUUGGCAGCCCAAGUGGUGGGAUGGGUUGGCUGGUGGCAGCUUAGUUGGGAUGCCUAAUGUUAUGGGGGGUGGGGGGGGGAAUGGGGAGGGGCUUUGAACCCAAUGCAAUUUGGGAACCCCUGCUAUUGCUGACGAGCUAACACUGCUUCUCUAUCUAUCGCAUGUUACCGGGUUUGCUAGAAGCUGGUCUCGUUCUCUCGGAUUUUCUACAGUCGUCAAACUGGUAGCACUCUCACACCCAGGUCAGGAGGAUGUGGGUUCCAUCCCCAACUUGGUGGCUUUGAGCUCAUAGUCUAGGCUUGCCAACACAGUGUAACGCUGGAUGUUCUGAUAAUGUUGGGGUGCCGUCCUUUGGGCGAGACAUUAAUACCGAGGUCCAAACUGGCAGUGGAUAAUAUCCUGCAACACUGUUUGAAAAGAGUGUUUCUCUCUGUGUCUGGUUAACAGUCCUCCAGAUAAACAGUUCGCGUUUGUGGGAUUGUGCUGUACGCAAAAUAGCUGCUGCUUUUACCUACAAAAAACAGUUGCUGCAUUUGACAAUAGUGACUCCAAAGUGCUUUGGGAAGUUUCUUCACAAUUCUUCCUGCUUCUGGUUGAAUGAAGUUACUGAGGAUGUUUCGCACAACCUGGUGUUGCACAGCUGCUACUGCAGGAAGUACAGACCUGUUGCACUGGAUUGUUAGCACACACAAAGCCGGCAGGCCGCAAGUUACUGUGUGUGUGUGUGUGUGUGCGUGUGUCAUGAUAUUUAAUCAGGACCAAGUGACGUACUCUUGUAUCCAUACUUUUUACUACCAUUUCUGUGAACAAAACCAUCUCUGCGUGUGUGUGUCUGUGUGUAUGUGUGUGAUGUGGCUCUGUGUUACUCUUGGCAGACCAACUAAUUCUGAACAAAAACUUCCAACAUGCAAACAAAAUAAAUCUUGUGUUCCAUUUACUCCUGAUUAGCAAACAGUGUGUGUGUUGGUUUGGCACAGACCUGGACCCUGAAAUCCCACCUGCUUGUUGGUUUUAUACUUGGACACGCUUCUUGAAAUUUCGCAGCAUGCAGAAUGUUAGCUAACGCUUAUACUCAGCCUCAAACUUCGAAGCCAGUUUGCUGCAAUUUUCUUUAAAAAAAAAGGCAUUGUUGUGAUUAAGCAAAAUCUGAAAUUUAAAAAGGGUUUUGAAACUGGGCAUAAUUUCAGACUCCAGGUCAGUGUCAAGUGCCCUCAUCCCAGUUGCACACAAUUGCAAAUCUACAGAGUUUGUACCAAGCCAACGUGAUAAUUAUCGCCUGUUUCAGCCACCUUGUGACUUAGCUCGCUGAUGUAGUCAGGCUCUAAUCAGCUGGGCUCAGCUGGGUCUUCGUGCACUUAUGUACAUAAAUGAGUGAAAAACAAAAUUAUUUAUAAUUGUGUUAUAUGAACUGUGUUGACGUGUGUGUUUGCGAGCACCAGGGCAGGUCAUUCACUGUCUCUUGGCCUUUCUAUUUUGCUUUUAUAAACUAAAUUUGAAUGUUUGCGGGUGCCAGUGUACAACUGUAUUUCAGCACCAUACUGUUCAAAUAAAAUGAUUUAGGAGAGAGA